UAAGACAAGAAACACACACACUUUGCUGCAGUGUUGCUUUACGCUCCAUCUUCCACACACUCGUCCUCUCCUCCCUCGUUAGACAUUUGUGUUUUCUGACGACUGGAUCUGGAUCAAACAUCCCCCCCUCACUCAGGAUGGGCUCCAGACUCCCCGGCCUGCUGCUGCUGCUCCUCGCCGACCUCCUGCUCUUCUGGAGGUGUGUCCGAGGAGAAUCGUCUUUCAUCAUCGACACUGUUGGCCUUACUGUCCAGCCACAAAACCAAGUCCAGAGCGGAACCCCGGUGAUAAUCCGCUGCCAGGUCAGUGUCAGCUUCAGCAACAUUUCUCACCUCCUUCACCAUUUCGAGAUCACACAGGACGGCGUUCCCAUCCACGUCUCUGACACCACAGAGGACUCUGUCUCUUACGGGCUGAACCCAGCCAGGGCAGCCGACUCUGGAAGUUACGAAUGUAGAGUCACGGUGAAGGACAAGAGCAAGGCCAGCUACAGCCAGAAACUGGACGUCUCAGGGCUACAGACCCCCACCCUGCAACUGAAUAAUGCAUCACCGUAUGAGAAUGAGGAGUUCAAAGCCUCCUGCAGUGCUCCAGAGGAGAAAGGACCGCUCAUAUUCAGUUUUUACCAAAGGUUCAUGGGCGGGGAGCCUCUAAGGAUAAAGAGGGUGUCGAGAACUGGAAAUUCCUCAGAGAUCGCUCUAAGUCUGAAGCACAUUGGAGACUGCUUCCUGUCCUGUGACUACGAAAUCCCUUUGGUUUCUGGGACCAGACGCUCCAACAGCAGCAAGGAGAUUCAAGUGCUCGUUCAAGUGCUCCACAUUACCCCAGUCAUGAACAUACUUCCCUCUUCUACAGUUCUUGAGGGGGAGGUAGUGGAGGUUCACUGUAGAGUAGUGAACAGUUUUCUGAGGAACGUUGAAUUAUUUCUGCUGUGGAAGAAGCAUAUUCUUCGAGAACAAAAAGGCUCAGCUCUUGUUCAUCGAUUUAAAACCCAAGCGGACAACUCCGGGGAGCUUAUUUGUAAGGCACAGUGGGGAAAUGUCCAAAAAGAGAGCUAUAAAACACUUACAGUCAAGGAGAUAUUUUCAAAGCCAAAGCUUUCUGUGCAGCCUACAGAACUAUUUGAAGGAGACAAUUUCGUUCUGAGAUGCAUCAUCUCUGUUUAUUUACCUGACAAGAUGGAGGUGAACAGGACGCAAUACAUCUACUACAAGGAUGGCAAGAAACUGAACAGUUCAGAGACGUAUAGUUCUGUGGGACACCCUAAAAACAACGGCAACUACAGCUGUGAAGCCCGGGUUUAUUCUCCUCUGGUUGACCAGCUUUUUAAAAGCAGCCAAAGCCUGCUUAUUACAGCCAAAGUUCUGGUUUCACAGCCCGUGCUGAGUGUGGUGGGGGGCACGUUGUGGUUAGGAAAGCCUUUUCAGCUCCUCUGUCACAGUGACAAAGGCACUCUUCCGAUCACAUACGUCCUGUUUGGUCCUGACAACCUACCUGAGCACAGGGUUGUGCGCGAGUCUGGCGAAAAGGCCAUCUUCAACUUGCCUCCAAUUUACAAGAGCUCAGACCUAAACAGUUUUCUGUGCCACGCUAGAAAUAGUCAACACAAGCCUCCUACGAUAAGCUCAGGAGAGCAUCUGCGGCACUCAACCCUUGUCAUCGAACCUGUUUCCAAACCUCUGUUGACCACUCAUCCCAAUACGGGGAGCAUCUCUGAGGGACAAACAUUGAGUCUCGUUUGCUCUGUCCAGAGAGGCAGCCCUCCCUUCAACUUCACCUGGUACCACAUGGAGACAGGCAGUGUACUCGCUUCCCUUUCUACCAAUAAACCAGAAAGUUCCCACAGCAUACAUGAUGUGAAGGCAAAGCACGGAGGAAGGUACUACUGUGAGAGCACAAAUGCUGCUGAUGAAAUAAAAAAAAGCACCUUUGUCCAGAUUGCAGUAAACUGGGCGAUUUGGAAGAAAGCUCUCAUCGUAAUCUUCUGCCUCCUUCUUUUGCUGACCGUGAUCCUUGUGGUUGCCUUUAAAAAACGUCUUCUGUGUAAGAAGAAAAGAUCCAUGAGUAUAGGAAACAAGCUUUCAGUGAGGACGGCCAGCACCAAACCAGAGAGGCUGAGCCUCACGCAGACAGAAGUUGCAGUCGCUAAUGCAACCCCAAGCAUGAUGGGAAAAAGUGUGUGGAGCGACCACGUAUCGGGCUCGGAGUCAGAUGACCAGAACAGCUCGAUCACCCACGAAAAGCAGGAAACUCAAUACACCGAGGUGCAAACCAGAGAUCCAGAUCCAAACAGAGCUCCGGUGAAGCAGGGCACAGACACGGUGUACAGCCAAGUACGCCUCUCCCAACAAGGUGUUCCAGAGGUGGUCGAUGGUGUUUCAGUGGAGUACGCACAGCUGAAUCAUGAUAAUGGUCAACACUGUGACAACAGUAACAAUGGUGACCACUGCACAGAAACUGACCAUGUAGCUGAGGCCGACAACAGCGUUAGCGUCAACACCGGUGACCAGGACGGAGGAGUGUGUGACUCACCUCCAGACUGUUAGCUCACUAAUGACAAGAUUUUUAUUUACUCAUCAUGUUUGUGCCGCUGGAGUUGUUGUCCUGAAAUAAACAGAAUUUUUACUUUG
Molecule: messenger RNA, 2630 nt
Organism: Nothobranchius furzeri (turquoise killifish)
Lineage: Eukaryota; Metazoa; Chordata; Actinopteri; Cyprinodontiformes; Nothobranchiidae
Gene: pecam1a
Product: platelet and endothelial cell adhesion molecule 1a
Biological process (GO): cell surface receptor signaling pathway
Cellular component (GO): plasma membrane
Molecular function (GO): transmembrane signaling receptor activity
Source: RefSeq, a predicted model, not a curated record